CGGGGAGAGGACACUUGAUUUUGCCGGUCCCAGUCUCGGCAGGUCUACACCGGGCACAGGACGGAUCGUAGCGGGCACAGGCACCAGAAGUGCUGGGAAAGCACAGAAGCCGUCCAGCACAAGUCCUCCCAGAUGACUAUGGAAGUGUGUCGGCCGGGAGACAGACAGAGCUUUUUUAAGCUCAUUGACACCAUUGCCACAGAGAUCGGGGAAUUGAAACAGGAGAUGGUACAGACAGAAUUCAGCGUCCGCCAUGAAGAGGAGCUGAUCGAGUGCUUGAGCAUUGAACAAGAGAUGGAGAAGAACAUAUUGGUUGAAAAGAAGGCUUUUCUGCGGGAUUCAGGGUAUGAAAGUGUGGCCUACAAGCCCAGCAUCCUGGAUAAACUUCUCCACACUCAUCCUGUGUGGCUUCAGCUCGGUCUGAGGGAUGACAAGGUCCAAGGCGUCCUCCACGAUCAGCCACCAGGGACCUUUUUGGUGCGGAAAUCUUCAAAACUCCAGAAGAAAGUCAUUUCACUUCGGGUUCCAGAAGAGUUUGGAUCUUGUUUCCAAGAAUUUGUGAUUAGAGAAAGUUCAUAUACUUUUUCCGUGGAAGGCUCUGGAAUCAGCUUUGCGGAUGUUUUUAGGCUUGUCGCUUUCUAUUGCAUCAGCAGGGACGUCCUUCCCUUCACUUUGAAGUUGCCUCAUGCCAUUGCCACAGCCAAGUCAGAUGCUGAACUUGAAGAUAUUUCUCAACUGGGGACUGACUUUUGGAAAUCUUCUGUAAACAUCAGACCAAAAUAUCCUCCACCUUCUCUCAAGCCUCUCCCCCAAGGCAGCGUCAAGAGGCAGUCACUUCAUCUACCUCUUAUAAAUGGAGUGCAUUCUCUCCGCACCAGAACACCCUCAGAACUGGAAUGUAGCCAGACCAACGGCGCUCUGUGUUUCAUUAAUCCUCUCUUCUUAAAAGUGCACAGCCAGGACUCGGGAGGAAGCUUUAAGAGGGACAGCACAAGAACCCAAGAAACAAAUGGCAUAGAGAGGGCGAAAUCACCACCUCCCAGGCCCCCUCCCCCUUCUAUUAACAGUCAUCGCACAAACCUUCAGCUGUCCAGAGCUGUACAGUCAGAGCCAAGCAUGCCAGAAACACUUAUUAAUAAUCGGCACGGGAACUUGGACUCUCCUAAAAUUGCUACCCCUAUCCCCCCUCCUCGCUUGAAGAAACAAGCUACCAUUAACAGGUGGCAAAGCAGCGACCACAGCCCAUCACUCAAUAGUUCCUGUAGAUCUUCAUUUGACUCUCAGCCUGAAGAAUCUCCACCUCAGAGACCAAUGCAGAACAUGAACGUGGGUCAGAUCAGCAACUCACCUGUCCAAGGCACGUUACGCAUGCAACGCCUGAGCGACAUGAGCAUCUCCACCUCGUCAUCAGAUUCCUUUGAGUACGACCGCAUGGUGCCCCCUUUUUACGAAGGCGACAGUUUGGAGGAUUGUGAAGAAGAGAGCGAUCAGGAGAGUAUGGCGCCUCCAAUAAAGUCCAAAAAUAAAAGGGCCACGUCUUUGGGAUUUUCUAAACUUGUGAAAACUCACCUGCGCAAGGUGAGCGGCGUGUUCAGUUCCUUGGUGACCCCAGAGAAGAAGAUGGUUAAGAAGAUAGCAGCCUUGUCUAGGGACAAGUGCACUUAUUUCGGGUGCCUCGUACAGGAUUACAUCAGUUUUCUGCAGGAGAACAAGGACUGCCACGUCUCCAGCACAGAUAUGUUGCACACCAUCCGACAGUUUAUGACACAGGUUAAGAAUUACUUGGCACAGAGCUCCGAACUAGACCCUCCGAUUGAAUCCCUGAUCCCAGAAGAUCAAAUAGAUGUGGUACUAGAGAAGGCCAUGCACAAAUGUAUCUUAAAGCCCCUGAAAGGCCACAUAGAAAACAUGCUGAAGAACUUCCGUAUGACAGAUGGGUCCUGGAGCCAGCUGAAGGAAAACCUGUUACUAGUAAAAAAGAGGACUCCUCAGGAACUCGGAGUUUUGACCCCAACGCCUGAGGCAGUAGAUGUGGAAAAGAUCAGAGUCAAGUUCUCUACCAUGCAGAAAAUGUAUUCUCCAGAGAAGAAAGUGAUGCUGUUACUGAGAAUCUGCAAGCUGAUUUAUACGUGCAUGGAGAAUAACUCAGGGAGGAUGUACGGCGCAGAUGACUUUUUGCCAGUACUAACUUAUGUCAUUGCUCAGUGUGAAAUGCUGGAAAUUGACACUGAAAUUGAAUAUAUGAUGGAAUUGCUGGACCCAUCACUGCUACACGGAGAAGGAGGCUACUACUUGACAAGUGCCUAUGGAGCCCUGUCCUUGAUCAAGAAUUUCCAGGAGGAACAAGCCUCACGGUUACUAAAUUCAGAGACCAGAGAUACAUUAAAACAGUGGCACCAGAGGAGGACUACAAACAGGACCAUUCCAUCCAUUGAUGACUUUCAGAACUACCUGAGGGUGGCGCUGCAGGAGGUGGACAAUGGAUGUACAGGCAAGACUCUUAUCGUUAAACCCUAUACCACUACAGAUGACGUGUGCCAGAUGUGUGCCCACCGGUUCAACGUAAAGGAUCCAGAAAAUUACGGCCUCUUCCUUUACAUUGACGACACCUGGCAGCAGCUGAGCGAAGACACCUACCCACAGAAAAUCAAAGCCGAGCUCCACAGUCGACCAAACCUCCAAGUCUUUCAUUUUGUGUAUAAGCAAAUCAAUAAUGACCUUCAGGGGAUCAUCAGCUAUGACAAUGAUGACGACAACAACAAUGACGAUGAUGCAGAUUUUUAGAUGUAUUUUUGCUCGGCAGUGGCUAGUUUUGCACUCGGUAUCAUACCUGUCAGAGUUGUAUACUCUUUUAGAGAUGGAAUCUCCCUCUGUUGGGCAUUUUGUGCUACCGAACACUUAUACAGUGGCCAAGAUGUGAUGAAAUGAAGAUCUCCAUGGAAUCAGCUUCGUGAUAUUCAGAUGUCUUGGAUCAACCGUGUCAGUGGGCUUCUGGUGACAAAAGUGUGGAGCAGUGGACAGCAUUGGAGACUGUAGUGAUUGGUUACACAUGAGAUGACGCCAUUGUCCAUGGACAGUACUGAAUGACAGAAGCUUUGUGUCAUUUUUUUUAUUUUUAUUAAACGGGUUGUUUUUUUUAUAAUCGUGGACAAAAAAUGAAUAGAAAGAGGACGUCGUGUUCGUAGAAUUAUUUGGCACUGAAAUUUGGGUUUGUCAAUUUAGUACACAGCAACCCCUCUCACAUAUGUAAAUGUCCCGAGUUACAAGAGCGUGUCCUCAGCUGUACUGUUAUUUUGUAAUAUAUAUAUAUACUUUGGAAGUGGAGUCUUUCAUAUGAUGUAUAUAUGAUGUAUUUUUUAAGACAAGGACUCCUAGUUAUAAGCAGCUGUUCUAGUGUGUGACUUAUUUUAACUUCUAUUUUCCAAGUACUGAUAAAAUUGAUCACGUGCAUCACUGGUGAUGUCACUAGACAGUAUAAUCGCUGUACUUGGUUGUCUCCAUCAGUCCCAUAGACUUGCAGUGGCAGAGACUGCUGCUUCAUUCAAACAGGGAGCUCGGGAACCCUUUUCUAGCAAUCGGUUGGGGUCCCAGCUGUGUGUCCUCCAGUAAUCAGACAUUUAUCCCCUGUCCUGUGAAUGGAGGAUAAAUAAUUAUAACUAUCAAUCGUGGCAAUCUCAUAUAAGGUCUAUUGAGACUUCCAAUCCAAUCCAGUGUAUGGAAUGGCUUUGCCUUUGAUUGUCAGCUUGCCAGAACUGCACCUGCUAGGUCAGCUUUGAGUCUGUCCUACAGAUGUUGUAAUCUAAAGGGAACCUGUCCUGGAGACAUCUUCCUCGUAACGUGCGUUAACCAGUGUGGUGUAAAAGUACACAUUGUCCACACCUGGAAGAACAUUUGUACAUUAAAAGAAAUGUCAAGUGCCAUUGGAAUUAAUGUAAGGUUGCCAGUAGAGGACCAGAAGGCGUCACAUCUGCUGAAAUGGAUGGGCUUCUGGAAUCCCUUCCCAUAGGACUAGUUUAUAUGGAUCUAAUAUUCUUAUAAACAAUGAGUUUUUGUGCCAUUGUGUAUAAUCACUGGUUAUGUUAUGAUGUCAGUAUUGCAUUAAUUGUAACCUUGGACUUAGGGUCCAUGCACAUGACCCUAUUUUUGGUCCACAAGCGACCACAAAACAGAUACGGUCGUGUGAAUGGACCCUUAAAGUAACACUUCAGGUAAAACUGAGACCUUGUGUUAUGCCUAGUGCAGGCCAUGAAGGGCAGUGCAUGUCAUAAGUAUUUUCUUUAAAUCCCAUGCACCACCUCCUCGAGCCCUGUACUAGACAUAACGUAAUGGUUUACUAGUAGUGUUCUUGAACAUGGACAUGUCUGCUCUCCUGAAUGCGUGCCUUCCACAUGAAAUCCUGGAGCAUCUUCUCCUAGAACCCUGUGUUGUUUUGUUCCUCUCUUGCUCCUCCUGGAAAUGUAUGAAUAAAUGAUGUGUUACCAGUUGGGGGGGGGGGGGUGUUCAUACAUAGUCUGAUAUAGGUGCUGGCAUAGGUGCACACCCCUUUGAAAAGAGGGAUAGUAGCACCAGGUUGUCAGUUUACAGCACAAGGCGGAGUUCUAAGAAAUGCUGCUCCAAAAUUGUAAUUUCAUGAGGCAUACAAGUCAGGAACGGUGACAUGUCCUCCAUUAGACACUUGCAUAAAAAACUGUAAUAUUGUGCAACAAUCCAAGGUGACUUUUAGAGAUGAGCGAAUUUCCGCUUAUGAAAUUUGUUCAUGCUUUGUUUGUUGGUAAAAGGUGAAUUGCGUUAUGGAUUCCGUUACCACGGACCAUAACGCAAUUCCUUUAGAGGCAUUCCGUUGUUCAUUCCGUCAUAAUAGAAGUCUAUGGGCUGCAAAACGGAUCCGUCUCGUUCCGUUUUUCCAACAAACAAAUUUCAAAAUAUGAAAUUCGCUCAUCUCUAGUGACUUUUGAUAUGUCUUUAUUUUGCAGAAAUGUAAGAUUUAGGCUUCAUGCACACGGUGGUUGUUUUGGUCCGCAUCCGAGCCACAGUUUUGGCGGCUCGGAUGCGGACCCAUUCACUUUAAUGGGGCCGCAAAGGAUGCAGACAGCACUCCGUGUGCUGUCCGCACCCAUUGCUCCGUUCUGCGGUCUGCCAAAAAAAUAUAACCUGUCCUAUUCUGUCCUAUUCUUGUCCGCAUUUUGUGGACAAGAAUAGGCAGUUAUAAUAAUGGCUGUCCGUGCCGUUCCGCAAAUUGCGGAACGCACACGGACGCCAUCCGUGUUUUGUGAGACCGCAAAACACACAACGGUCGUGUGCAUGAGGCCUUAGACAGUACACACUACUUACAAUGAAUAUUAUGUUGCUGCCGUUAUCUCACUGUCACCAGCAAUUGACUACGCUGUUCGAUGCAGUGCAUCACAGUACGAUGACAAGGUUAUUAUGUCAAAUUCAUCAUAGUUUUGCAUUCUAGAUAUAUUUCUUUAGUAGGACAGUUUCCGGAAAACUGUUUUAAGUGUAAGUCAUAAAGGUGCAUGUGUAGUUAACAUUUAAUAUAUAAGAACAUGCUAUCUCUUGCUGGCUCUAGAGCAUCACAUCUAUAUGUUGUAUUGGAUAUAUCACAUGAGUUGUCAUAAGCAGUGUUCGCUUUAUAAGGUGUUUUGAAGGGUUUUAUGUACGUGUGUGUUUUGUAUCUUUUAGUAUCUCGGCUGCCAAAAGGAGUCUGUUACAUAUUGCAGUUCCCCCUUUAGAAGGGAAGAUAUUGCAGAGGGAUUACUUGCAAGUGAAAUACGGUGACAGUAAAAUGAAGAGAUAGUUGUACACGAGCUAACUAGGCUGAAGCUUGGUCAGAAGGUUUUGCUUCGAAAGCUAAUUUUGACAAAGACUAACUUACUACAUUUCUGAAUGUAAUAUUUCUCCUUUACUCUAAUACACUUACGCUGAUCAGGUUACAGCUGACAAUCUGGGUUUAAGACAGUAAAUCAUCUCCGAAUAUUUGUGUAAUAUCACUGCCUUAGGUCUCAUGCACACGACCGUGACGUUUUUGUUUUUUUUGCGUUCCGCAAACCGCAGAUCUGCAAAAAACGGAAGCCGUCCGUGUGCAUUCCUCAAUUAACAGAACGGGCGUCGCAUUGUAGAAAUGCCUAUUCUUGUCCGCAAAAAGGACAAGAAUAGGAGGACAUGCUAUUAUUAUUUAUUUGCGGGGCCACGGAACGGUGCAACGGAUGCGGACUACACACGGAGUGCUGUCCGCAUCUUUUGCGGCCCCUUAGAAGUGAAUGGGUCUGCAACCGAACUGCAAAAAAAUGCGGACCACAAAAACGGUCGUGUGCAUGAGGCCUUACUGUGCUUUGGGCUUAUACAUUUUCACAGCAAGUUUUUCUUCCACACAUAUUACUUUGGCUGCAGUAUCCAGUGCCAUAAAAUGUGCCCGUAAAUAUUAGAUAAAAUAUGCCAGGUGGAGAGUUGGUUUUCAUGCCUAUGGAUCUGGUUUUAAGACAGUAAAUCAUCUCCGCUAUGAUCUGAAUAUUAGUCUAAUAUUGCUGCCUUACCAUAACCUUACUGUUCUUUGGCCUUAUACCUUCUCAAAGCAAGCAUUUUCUUCCAUAUAUAUCACUUUGGCUGCCGUAUCCAGUAUGCCGAUACAUGUGCCAAUAAAUACUAGCUAAAAUACGCCAGGUGGAGAGUUGGUUUUCAUGCCCACGGAUGCCAUGACAGCUUUUCAACUGGAAUUCCUCAGCUUGUCUCCAUUGCUUCCUUAACGCCGGCCAUACACAUGAGGUGGUGAUCAGCGGCCAUGCUGUAGCCGAUAAUGCGUCUACGUGGACAUUUUGUGCAAACAAUCCCAACAGCCAGACUGCCUGGUCCUUGAGUAAAAUGGCAAAUGAUUGGCUGAAUCUGCCCCACCAUACUAUACACAUGUAAUUUCUUGCCAACAGCCAAAUUUAUCCAACCUUGCCAAUUGCAUCUUUGGCAGACUAGUCCGCCAUCAGUUAUUGAGAACAAUCAUUCACGAUUAUUGGAACAAUGGUUGGCUGAAAUGACUGAAAACAGCCGUUUUCGUCCAAUGUUUAUCUAGUGUCUAUGGGCACGUUAACAUGGCUGAAGAUCUUGCCACCCCUGGGUUGUAUGAGAAUCCAGAAAACUGGCUUAGACUCAUUGCCAAAAUUGUCGAGCUUGUCCAUGGACGUUGUCGGGUAUUGCAGUUCCUCUCCAUACAAGUCUAUGAGGCUGAACUGCAAUACCACACAUCACUCAUGGAGAAGAGUGGUAGCAUUUUCAUGAAUUAGGGGCCCUCUUUUGUAACCUUAUACACCUCCUUGAGGUAGGUGUCGACUGUCCUGGACCCAUCUUUACUAGAAGGUAGAUGUCUCUGAAAAUCAAUCUAUAGCUUUACAUUACUUAUGUUACCUCCAGCACAAGUUUUUGUCCACUUUUUAAUGAGAUGUUCAGUUGGAAAAUAUGGAAGGAAUAAGGCUGGAAAACCAGGUUUACAAGGACUAUAUAUCGAUGACUACUGUAAACAGUUUCUGACUAUAAUGCCCCUCCCCGACAAUUUAUAAGUACUGUAUGUGAUUUUAGGGGAGUUUUAGAUGCCUAGUAUUAUCAAGCUGUAUUCUGGAAAGUGAAUAAGAUAGAUGAGAUCAUGAACCAGCUCUGAAAUAUUUCCUUAUAUAUACCGCGUAAAACCUGACGAUAUACAUAUAUUUACGGUAUAUAUGGCUUGCAGUUUUAGCCACUAAAAAAUAAGUAAAAAUGAGUACUUACUACUGGACUAAAGAAGUGGGUAGUUUGUAAAGAGGUUAUCCAGAUUUAUAUAAAUGCAACUUAUUUGUUGUACAGUAAAAUGUAGAUCACUAGAGAUGAGAAAAUGUCAUAUUUUGAAAUUCAUUCUCACUUCGAUUGGUGGUAAAAUCAGAAUUGCGUUAUGGAUUCCGUUACCACGGACCAUAACGCAAUUUUAUGACGGAAUGCAUAAUGGAAUGCCUUUAGAGGCAUUCCGUUAUUCAGUCGGUCAUAAUGGAAGUCUAUGGGCUGCAAAACGGAUCCAUCCCGUUUUCGUUAUGUCCUGACAUAGUGCUGUUCAAAAACGCGCAGUGCUUGUGAAGUCAGUAUAUGUGUAUAAGCACCGCCAGCAAGCAUAGGUUUUAAAAACCGAAGAACUGACACGCAAAGUUUUUAAUUCUUCGAAGGGUAAGGCGUACUUGCAUAAAACUGGAAGCCUCAUUUAAGCUUUAUGGAUACAACUGCUUUAACCCCUCCAACCAAAGUCUUUUAUUGCCAGCACCGACUAAGGUUUUUGGAUGGACUGGACAGAUGAGAGGGGUCGAGGAAAGGCAAUAGAAUGUAGCGAAUGGCAUUGACUGAUAUAAUAUUGUGUUAUAACAGUACUGUACUCGUCUGCUGGCCCAGACCACGGCAGAGUUAUAGAGAGAAAUCUUGAAAUGGGUUUGCAGGUACAUACCCUGUAAUUCUGUUAGAAUGUACAAGACACUUAUACGACUUCAGGAAAGUAAAACACUAAUUAUUUAAAGUAAUUUCAUGUUACGUAGUUUGCUUUUAAAAUAAAGAAAAAGGUUAAAAAAAGUUUUUAAGGAAGAUAAAAUGUAUUAAAAUGCAAAAACAUAAGAAAUGUGUUUUCACUCUGUAUGUUGGAACAAGGCAGUGUGCUCUUGUAACGUCAGCUUCGUACAUUCGAGUCUUCUCUGGAUUACUUUGUAUUGUGAAAUGUAUGUAUUUGGCACAUAAUAAAUGGUUAUGUGGUUUGAUAAUA
This is a messenger RNA of Bufo gargarizans (Asiatic toad), 8755 nucleotides long. It is a transcript of the gene RIN2, whose product is annotated as Ras and Rab interactor 2. Gene Ontology annotation, molecular function: small GTPase binding; guanyl-nucleotide exchange factor activity. Gene Ontology annotation, cellular component: endocytic vesicle; cytosol. Bases 133 to 2784 code for a protein of 883 amino acids. The record is from RefSeq and is a predicted model, not a curated record. The transcript is spliced from 12 exons. Gene Ontology annotation, biological process: vesicle-mediated transport; signal transduction. NCBI's taxonomy places the organism in Eukaryota, Metazoa, Chordata, Amphibia, Anura, Bufonidae.